Molecule: messenger RNA, 14424 nt
Organism: Lagopus muta (rock ptarmigan)
Lineage: Eukaryota; Metazoa; Chordata; Aves; Galliformes; Phasianidae
Gene: LARS2
Product: leucyl-tRNA synthetase 2, mitochondrial
Exons: 24
Coding region: 1807-4542 (911 amino acids)
Biological process (GO): leucyl-tRNA aminoacylation; mitochondrial translation
Cellular component (GO): mitochondrion
Molecular function (GO): ATP binding; leucine-tRNA ligase activity; aminoacyl-tRNA deacylase activity
Source: RefSeq, a predicted model, not a curated record
UAUUUUCAUCCUGUUCUACUGCAGUCCUUCCUGAAGCCCGCUAACAGCUGAAAAGACAACCCUGGUGUGCAGGAUGAUUUUAUCCAGCACUCGGAUUGUUUCCUGCUGUCAGAUAUCAUUAGAAAGUUUAAGUGCAGUCUAGAUGUUGGAUAAUUGCUAUGAUGAAGUUUGGCCAUCAGUGUAAAAAGCAGGUUGUUAUAGUGAAUGGAAAAUGUCCAUUCUCUGCCUAUUUUAACAGGGCCUGGUCCUUAGCAAAAGAAACAUCAUCACACAACAAGGGGUUCAUUAAUGCAUGUCUUCCUGUUUACUCUUUCUUCUCUGAUGCAGUAGUGCACACUGUUGUAAAACACAGCUUUUCUGUGAAGGAGGGUGAUAGGGACUGAGACAGCCCAACAAUUUCCCUGCCAACCCAAAGGGACAGGUUUCAUAAUUUUUCUCCAUUUACAUCCCUACACUGCUCUCAACUGGAUGAUCCCUGGCUUCGUUCUGGCCCUGGCAGUCAUUGAGCCCUUUGCCAAGCCAGUUCACCUCCCUUAUGGGACAGGCAACUGUUUGCUUUCCCUGCUGUCCUACUCUGUGACCAGACUCCAAAAAUUACACUCCUAAAUGUAAAAAAGAGAGGCUAUCAGUCCCAGAUACAUCUGGGUCACGGACAACUUACUGACAGUAUAUCACCACUAGCAGUCCACUGGUUCACCAGGACAGUUUAGAACUUUAACAAUCUUUAAAACAUCCUGGUUUUUUUCAGAUUAAAGGUAAGAAACAUCAAGCUCUGAAUGCUGCAUAAGUGUAAUUUUGCUCUUCACUAUAUCUAACUAGCUUUGAACAACAACAAAAUUGUGCCAGUGAAUUAGAAGGUGGCCAAGGUGGAUAAACAGCAUGGAUUACUUUGCUUGAAAAUAGGAUUGUUGAUGAAGGAAAGAAAACAACAACCAAAAGCGUAUUGAUUUUGCAAACAUCUCUUCACUUACACGUACACAUUUAACUUGUGAACUUUGGUCUGAAUAGGUAAGAAGCUCUUGACUAUCAGAGAUACUGAUCUGAAUAAGCAGGAUGUGCAUUUUGGGUUCAACACAUCCCCUUGCAGACACCCACCUCAACACAAUCGUGCAUCUUGUUUAGUUUCAUCUGAUACUGUCUACCUUCCUCUCUAUCAGAAUCCACAUGCAGCAGAAUGAGCUUCGGUAAAAUCAAUGGGAAAGUGACACAAAUGAAAAGGCCAGUGUAUUCUUUGAAAUCAUGGAAUGGCUUGGGUUGGAAAGGAUCAUAAAGAUCCUCUACUAACAUCCAACCCUACCUAACCAGAAUUGUAUGGGAAGUGCUGAGUCACAGCCUGAACCACUGAUUGAUCACCUGAGGCAAACACCGAGUCAGCCAUGGAGCACAAGUGAAGGCAAUUCAGCUGUGUGACGAAGAGGUGGAGCCUGGCUGCACCUCUCCUAGACCCCAUUUAAGGGGAAGGUUCUCUUUCUGGAGUGUUCUCUUGGUGCAGCUUUCCUUGGCAAACCUAGAAUCUUCUGGUGCAGAAGAAGAAAAAAGGGGGCAAACAAACAAACCCAGUACUAGAACGUCCCGUUCACAACGCAACAGCCGGAGGACCACCACAUCCCAUGCCUCCACCCAGCCACCCGACCAGGCAGCGUGGGACAGGCACAGACCAGCCCCCACACCCCACCCCACUGCGCAUCCGUAUGGAACGGCGCAGGCGCAGAGCCGCCGCCCCACCCACCCCAAGAUGGCGGCGCCCAGUAUGGGAGGAGGUAGCUGAGGGCGUGCGUGUUGCGGCCGCACCUUCCCGCGCGCAGAAUGGACACGGUAGCACUAAGAAUGCAGUUGGUUUGUCAGAGAGUUGGUGCCUGUUCCUCGUGUUUGAACAAACAAAUGAAUGGCUUCUUGGCACUCGUUAAACGGCAGAGGAAUCUGGUUCCUGUUUGUAUCAGAACUAUUUACAGCGAGACGGGGAGAUGGGAGAAAAGCUAUGGGCAGGAGACAAGGAGAAGAGUGGAAAAUUGGUGGUUCCCAAGAAUAAAGGAGCAGUUCUGCAGAAUUUCGGAAACAGAUAAAUCAAGACCAAAAUUUUAUGUGCUUUCUAUGUUCCCCUAUCCUUCUGGAAAACUUCACAUGGGUCACGUUCGUGUCUACACCAUCAGUGAUACUGUUGCUCGGUAUCAGAAAAUGAGAGGGAUGCAGGUGCUAAAUCCAAUGGGAUGGGACGCAUUUGGUUUACCAGCAGAAAAUGCAGCAAUUGAGCAUGGUCUUCACCCUGCAAGCUGGACACGAAGUAAUAUUCAACACAUGAGGGAACAGUUUGAUGCACUAGGUCUGUCUUUCACUUGGGAAAGGGAAGUAACCACUUGUUUACCAGAAUACUACAAAUGGACACAAUACCUCUUUCUUAAGCUUUUUGAAUCUGGGAUAGUGUAUCAAAAAGAGGCCUUGGUGAAUUGGGAUCCAGUAGAUCAAACCGUUCUAGCUAAUGAACAGGUGGAUGACAAUGGUUGUUCGUGGCGCUCGGGAGCAAAAGUGGAACAGAAGUACCUCAAACAAUGGUUCAUUAAAACUACUGCAUAUGCAAAGGCUAUGUUUGAUGCUUUGUCUGACCUCCCUGAGUGGUAUGGUAUAAAAGAAAUGCAAGCAAAUUGGAUAGGUGACUGUGUUGGAUGCUCUAUUGACUUCUUGCUGAAGGUUAAUGGUGAAGUAUCAGGAGAGAAGCUGGCUGCUUACACCUACACUCCUGAAGCCAUUUAUGGAGCUUCCCAUUUAUAUAUCUUACCAAGUCAUAGACUGCUGCAUGGAAACAGCAGUCUGAAGGAAGUCUUUCAGAGGGAGUUCAUCCCAGGGAAAGACUCACUCACUUCUGUGACAGCUGUGAACUUGCUUACCAAUCAAGAGAUUCCUGUAGUAAUCUCAGCAAAAACAAGUUUUGAGAAUUAUCUUGAUACUAAAAUAGGGAUUCCUAGUACUAGUGCAGAAGAUGCUGCAGUAGCAAAGAAUCUGAGCAUUUCUUUCACUGAGGUCAUUGAAAAACUGCCAAAUGGUUUGGAGAAAGUCAUUAAUUCUGGGCAGUUCACAGGCAUGACUCGAGAAGAUGCUUUAAAAGCUCUUACCCAGCAGGCCAAAAAUAAAGGAAUAGGUGGAGACCUAAUGAGUGACAAAUUAAGGGACUGGUUAAUAUCUCGACAGCGGUACUGGGGAACACCUAUUCCUGUCAUCCACUGCCAAAACUGUGGCACUGUUCCAGUGCCUUAUGAAGACUUACCUGUGGUGCUGCCCAAUGUAACCACUUUUACAGGGAAGGGAGCGUCACCUUUAGAAACUGUUCCAGAAUGGGUGAACUGUGCUUGUCCAAGAUGUAAGGCAGAAGCUAGGAGAGAAACUGAUACCAUGGAUACAUUUGUGGAUUCUGCUUGGUAUUACCUGAGAUACACAGACCCUCACAACACUGACAGGCCCUUUAAUCGUGACUUGGCUGACUACUGGAUGCCUGUGGAUUUGUACAUUGGAGGCAAGGAGCACGCAGUUAUGCACUUAUUCUAUGCUAGGUUUUUCAGCCAUUUUUGCCAUGAUCUAAAGAUGACUAAACACAAGGAGCCUUUCCAUAAGCUUUUGGUUCAAGGUCUUAUCAAGAAUCAGACAUUCAGACUAAGAACAACAGGCCAAUAUUUGAAGAGAGAGGAAGUUGAUCUCACUGGCACUGAACCAGUUCACUUAAAAACUGGUGAGAAAGUCCAAGUCACUUGGGAAAAAAUGAGCAAAUCUAAGCACAAUGGAAUAGAUCCUGAAGAAUUAAUGAAAGAGUAUGGCAUCGACACCAUACGACUUUACAUUCUGUUUGCUGCUCCUCCAGAACAAGAUAUUCUAUGGGAUACUAAAACUGAUGCUAUGCCAGGUGUUCAGAGAUGGCAGAUUCGCCUCUGGACACUUGUAACCAAACUUAUUGAGGCAAGGACUUCGGAAACCAUACCAAAUCCUGAGGUUCUGAGUAAGAAGGAGAAGGCUGAAGCCAAGAGGAUCUGGGAGCAAAAGAAUCUUGUAAUUUCUGAGGUAACAGAGUACUUCACAAAGGAUCAUUUGUUCAAUGCAGCUAUUUCUCGACUGAUGAGCCUUUCUAACGUACUCCAUCAAGCUUCUUGGCCUCUUGUUCUUCACAGUGCAGAAUAUGAAGAUGCUUUGGCUACGCUCUGCAUUAUGGUUGCACCUAUGGCUCCACACAUUGCAUCAGAGAUGUGGAAAGGUUUGGCGCAUAUAGAGAAUAAACUUUGUACUCAUCAUAACUGGGGUGCUGAUGUGCUGCAUCAGUCCUGGCCCAAAGUAGACCCAGAAUACCUUCAACCACCAGAUGUAGUGGAGAUGUCUGUUCUGAUCAAUAACAAAGCCUGCGGCAAAGUUUUUGUGCCUCAGCAAGCAGCCCGCAAUGCUGAAGAAGUCCACGCGAUAGUUCUUCAAAGUGAACUUGGAGCCAAGCAUCUCCAGGGACGAACCAUCAAAAAGGCCUUUCUGUCUCCAAGAACUGCCCUUAUCAACUUCUUAGUGCAAGAGUAAGACUUUGCUGGGCUAUGAAAGAGAACUGGAAUCUUUCAGGAUGAAAGCAAUUCAAAGUGCCAAUGGUGGCUAUUUAAAUCUCAUAUAACAGUGGGGGAAAAAUGUGAACAAAAUUAGGUUGCUGCUGAAUAUUCAUUUCAACAGGAGGAAUGUACAGAAUUAAAGUUUUGUAUCAAGUCAUGGUAAGAUGCUGUUUGUCCAUAUUCUCUGGGUGAAUGAGAAGGAAAUAAUAAGUAAGUAAUUGUAAUAGAAUGUAAGUGUUAUAAAGCACGUGGGGUUUAGGUCAACUAAAUAGGAAUCUAUCCUAUUUGAAAUUUGGCUUGGACAAAUGCAGAGGCAUGAUUCCAGAACUAAACAGCUGCCAUGAGUGUGUGCUACACCAAAUGCUAGGUGUCAGUCCAUCUUUGCUCCACCUAUCUCACAUUUAGAUAACCUACCAUUAAUCAGCACUUUUCAUAACAACAUUUUCUUAUAACUUAGUGUAAAUUAGCACUGGCUAACGGCUUUAUUCAUGAUAAAUAGCCAGAAUGGAGUGAUUUGAUCUAUUUCACAUGCAUUUCAGAGGCAAGCCAAGAAAACAGUCAGAUGAUUUAGCUGAGCCCUGCCUUAGCCAGGAUCCUCCUUACUUGCUGGCAUAUUUUUGUUGGUUCAAACAUGAGAGAGUCAAAUUUCUCAAAGUGCCGACAAUUGUUUCUGCACAGACCAAAUGAAGUGACUUCCCAUUCAUGAGCCAUCCCACAGACUUUGGGGGCAGCUGAGAAAGAGACAAGGCAACUACGUACAGGCAGCUGCUGUGCUUUUUGAUUCCACCCUUAGUUCUUCUAGUGCCUAGAUCGUAAAACUUCAAAUAACAUUUGUUGGUUUGGUUUUUUGUUCAUUUGCUUUAUUUCUGAGGGGUUCUGUAAGUAGAACUAGCAGUCACGUUUCUAAAAAUCAGAUGUCUGUAAAACACAAAGCUUUUUUCAUGCCUCAUUCCAGCCAUAUUAUUUGCGCACUGCAUUACUGUUACAUCCGUGUGGAAAUGCUUACUGUCUUUAGCAAGUGCUUGGAAAAGGUUUUCAAAAGAGACAUUACAGGGUUCACUGUGUGAGCAUGCCUCUUCUUUAACAACUAUUAAAAUCAGCCAUUUAUGAGCCCUUCUAACAGAUAAGACAAGGAGCUAGUCAAAUAGAGAGGUCUGUUAACCCUCCAGUCCAACAGCCAUCCCGUGCGUCAGACUAAACGAAAACCAACAAAGAUCUCCCACUGAACAAUACUGAAGUCUAAUGGAUCCUGAGCAAGAUCAAGAUAGAUUCUUUGAAGUGUCAGCGCUAAGGAAUGCCAGAAAUUAAUUUGGUUUUAUGCAUUUUGGUAGCAAAGAUCUAGCUACGUAAUGGAGAUUUCAGGCUCAGUGAGCAGAAUAGGCGCUACGCUUUCCUAAAUGUGCAACAAAACCUUUCUGACUUCUGCUUCCUUCUGGACCACACUGCUGCACAUUUUCUCUUCAGCAGCCCUUUGACGCAAGAAUGACUAAGAAAUAGAAUAUUUAUAAUGAAGAUACAGUCUUUGCAGUUUUAAGACUCCCUAAAUCUUAGCCACAAAGGAAUGCAUUCAGACAUUUAAACACAGGCCUUUAGUUGGAGUUAAAAUAAUUUGAAUUCCAAUGUCUGCCUGACAUAUAUGUUGUUAUAAAUUGAUAAAACUCCUGUUCAGAAGUCCCUGAAAGCCUGUGAAAGGGAUCUUUUAAAGUAAAAUUUGUAGCCCAAGCACAUUCCUGCCUUUUCCGUAUAAAAGUUUAACGCUCCCUAUGGAACCAUUCAAACAGAUUUUCUUUGGGGAAAGGUGACAUGUUUGGUGUAAAAAAAAAAACCCCACCUUGUAAUAUUUUCAAGGAUGAAGAAAGAUGUUGUAAGCCCAGCAGCCCUAUGAUGCCGUUAAACAAAAGCUGCAGUCACUACAGGGCUGAGCAGCAGACCACAAUGUUUACUGCUGUUAGUACUGGUUAUAUUUGCUCUUGCAGGAGGAAGAAGUGAAUCGUAGAUUUCACUUUGAUCCAGGCAGAAAGAAAAAUGUGGAAUGGACUCUCGACACUAAGGAAGGAAAAGUAACAAACAGCGUUGGCACUAGAAGUGUAUGGUCAGAAGUCACACCAGUGUGUUUACAGUAAGGUGAAAUUCAGUGAGGCCCAGAGGAUACAACAAGGUUUUGAAAAAGGGAAUGUGAGAGAUGAUGUGGAAAGUCUGACAGAGCCUAAUCCCCCAGUGAGUGUGUGUUUGAAGGAUGGCAGAGGUGCCAGCUGCAGAGCUUUGUGGUUGUCCCGACACCUGCUGAAAUUUUUCAUGAUGUUGACCUGAUCUGAAGCACGACUGCCAUUUGUCUUACGAUAAUUGGGACUUACAAGUUUGUUCUGUGCCUAGAUUGGACUGUUACAGGCUGUGAGCUGUUGUUAACCCUCUUCAAAAUAAUUUACACAGAUGCCUGCCAUUUAUUUAACAGUUGUUACUUGUGUUAUGGUACAGAUGUAUCUGCGUGCUGAAGGCAAUGUAAAACAUUGUCACAGAUUGUGCACACCUGAAGAGUUCUGUGGCAAGCAGGAUGGGAGUUUUAAAUCUAAGAGGGGAUGUUUGAGGAGCGAAAAGGGAAGGUGCUGGUGUCAGUCAGUCCAAUUGCACAGUGCUAAUCCCACACGUUAAAAUGGAUAGGGUGCUGCUGUUAUUCCAUGAAGAGAUGAGCCAAAGGAGAUGUGAGAGACUUGCUAAACCCAGUGGGAUGGGCCCAGCACAAACUGCUCCAGGAAAGCCAAGGAACAGGUCCGUUACAUGGAAGAUGUAUUUUCUGCACCGUGUCACUCGCUUCCUACCCCAAAACCAUGAUAGGACAGUGCAGUGUAUUGGAUGACAUCACAGCCCAGAUAAAUGUGCUCUUAAGCAUGAGUGUUGAUAGCUCUCUGUGGUGACUGAGAUGAUAUUUGUGCGCCAGUGCUGCUUUGCAAUGAGGUAGUAGGGCUUUUUCUGUCACAUUAAAGAUCAGUGCUGCAGCUGAAGACACUGUAGGCAGGGUGCCCUACCUGUGCUCCACACAAAAGGUUCUGCAGGGGCAUUGCUGAACAAGCAUUUCUUUUUUCCAUGCCCAUCAACAGAGUCCAAAAACAGAGGUUUGACGGAAAGAAUGAAAUCCAUUAUCUGUCUCUGAUUUACCAGAUUAAAGUAAUGCCUCACAACCAGCAUCUAGCUUUUAUUAAUCUGACUUCGUAAAGCCUGUUCGUUUCUUCUGGGGGCAAAAAUUCUACAGAUAAUGUAGGUCGUGCAGUCUCUCUUCUUUGUCUGCCUUUGGUUGGUGUGAAGCCUCGCAGACUAUUCCUCUGCUCUAAGCUUUUUGCAAUCGACAUGAACGAGAAAGAAUGUUAGCACUUUGCUGGUUGUUCUUUCCUUGGGAAAUCUGCAAUUUAUAGGGCUUUUCUAAAAGCCUUGCUGUAAGCAAGGAAGGGGAGAGAAAUCACAGGCGUUUUUUUCUGUUUUGCAAUACUUCUUACAGUUUAUAAAAGGGUGUUGGCUUAAUAGUUAUAUAUUUACUGAAUUUUAACAGCACACACACUGUUUUGCUGGAUGCUUUUUCUGCUCCACUUUUUUUUUUAGUCUCCCCCUCCCUAUUAUGAUCUGAGCUAAUUUUGUAUCAGAGCACUGCACUGUAAGAGAGAUGCUGGACGUGAAGGCAGAUAUGCCAGCAGAAUCCAAAUGGUGACUGCAUCCAUGACACGAGGAGGAAAGGUGGGAUUUUUUCCCUUUUCCUGAAUGAACUGACCUACUGGUACCAUAAAGCAUUUCACAGUUCACCGAGCUCACCUGUCCCAGGAGGCCCCAGGUCACACAAAGCAUUUUCUUGCAGCUCUUUCCUCAUUCAAGUAAGCACUAGGCAGGGCAAAUUUGUUCUGGGCAAGUGCAGGUCUGGUUUUGGCCCUGGGGAGCUGCUCACCAGCACCAUCUUCCUUAUAAAAUUAGCUCCAGUUCUCUGUGUAGCCAGAAUGUUUCAACAGCUGAAAGCAAACAUUUUCCUGGGAUUAUGAAGUGUUGGUGUCCAAUUCUGAGUAUUUUUGCCUCUGUGUUGCAAAGUUACUGAGAGAAAUCCUGCUGGCUUUCCUUGUAUGUACAAGCCUCUGCGUUGUCCAUGAGAGCUUGCAGACAAGUGAGCUCCUGUAGAUGUUGUCAGCUGAGUGUUGCUCACACCUGUGAGAGAUUUUGAUCACAGGAAUCUCACACCUUGUGAUAUUGAACAUGGGGGUCUUUUCCUUUGGUGCUCAUCUGCCUGCACCAUGCCAAUUUGCACUCCAUUUUAGGCUAUCUAAUCGUUCGCUCAGCAAAGGAAUAUAUAAAUAGAAAAAGCUGGAGUAGAAUCUAUUGAAUAUCCACAUUCUUUAUGCUUGUGCUUGUGAUGCAGCCUGGGACAUUUGGGAUGUAACAGUGCUUUUAAGAGCCUCAUCUUCAAUGAAAAUUCUCAACAGAAUCUAUAUAGUUACACGGACAGAAAUGCAUGCCUUCGUGCUCGCUCCCUUGAAUUGUGCAAGUCUUAAUUUUGCAUGCAUGUGGUGCUAAUCAGAUGCAAACUUGGACCUUCACACCUUGUGUCCUGCUGAAGCUUACCAGAGGCUCUGUAGCUACACCCUCUGGGCUGGGCGCAAGAGAAGAGCCUACAGUCACGCCUAGGGCUCUGAACUUCCUUAUCUGUGAGCAGCUGCUUGCAUGUGCCAGAAGCGAGCAUGAAAGGUCCAAGGUUCUCUCAAGACAUCCACCUUCCGCUGCCAGAAGAAACACAGGCUGCUGAGCAAUGGCAGUUUCUCUCCAGCCACUCAGCGUGGUGCCAGCAGGGUGCUGAAUACAUACAGUUGGAACAGCUGUAGGGGAUCCAAGGCGCACUGCUUUGGAAUAAUAAACACAGGACAAAUAACCAAGGCAGAAAAUAGAGCGAUUUAAUAACAGCAGCAUGACACCACUGGCACUGCUGGCCUGGUUUUGUUCCGGAAGAAAAUUAAGAGAACUGGUGUAACAGGAAAUUAUUUUCUGCUACAAAGGGAAAUCAAUUGUUUUCAAAUACUCGGCAGUAAUAAUUAGCAAAUCUUACUAAUUGCUGCAAAAUAAGAAUACAAGCAUGCAUUGCUAGGCUGGCUGAGCCAAGAAAGUACUGCGAAAAAAUUGUAGAAGCUUUCAGAAGUGAAUAUUUUUCUUAAGUACGUCUCCAUCCCUGGAGAUCCACGUGGCUGGAUGAAAUAGCAAGGGUGCAAUAAAAAGAUGUUCUUCCCAAUUUUCCCAUGUGAAAGAGUAUUCAAAAACAUCUGUUAGUCAGAGGGAUCCUUCUAGGACACGCACAGAAGAGCGGGUGGAUGCACUGGCUGUAUCCACUCAGCCCUGCAAAGCCACACUCAGCUGAUGACUAAUGGCAGGAUGUCGUCGGCGUGUGGUGCUCCUCCAGCCUGGGAUUACUAAAGGCCACGCAUGCAUGUUGAGCAGGUCACCAUGCUGUUUGUGUUAGUGCGCUGAUAAAGAGCAGGGAAAUGGAGCUAGAAAUGUCUCCAGUCGAGUUUUUGUUCCGAUGGAAGGGUAUUUUUAGUAGAGAACAGAAAAAAAACCAAAUUGUCUCACCUUCAUUAAGUAGGUGUAAGGAAGAAGAAAACCAACAAAGCCACCUAUGGUAUGUAGGUAUAACUCUGAAGCCACCAAAAGCAAGCUUUUGGCCUGCUGGGCUGAGGGAAAACAGAGAUGACAUGCACACCCUGUGCUCGUGGUAUCUGCUUUAUCUGCUUCUGCCAGGGCUCCUGAUGGGCUCUCAGUGAUUUCCCAGCACUACUCUAGCUGCUUGAAGCAUUUUUACAGCCCCAGAAAGCUGUCCCUAGGCUGCCACUGGCUCUUCUGUGCCAUUAGUGCUAAUUAAAUGGCUCUUAGUGUAAUUUACUGCAGAGAGCAUGCCCUGUAAACAGGCUGUUGUAGUUUAAAGGAAGCAAAAAAUCAGUUAGGCCCUGUUCUUGCCCUUGUUCUGGGCUCAGGAGGCACACACUCAGGUGGGCCACAGCCUCCUCACCUUCCCCUUGGGCUUGGCUGGGGCAGGGGCAAGGAGCCUGGCAGAGGACAGCUUUGUCCCUGUGGUGUGAUUUCUCCUUUUUCUGCCACAGGCAUUUUCAUCAUCCAGCAGCUGGGCUACAUGUGGCACAGCAGGACACACCUCCAGAGGGUGGCUGCUCAGGCAGGGCACCUCAACAGCCCUAAAUUUUACCUGUCCUGGAGUUUAGCCCUAUGUCUAUGGAGAAGCACUGCUCACCCCACAGCAGCAGCUUGUCAUGAAGGGCCCCGCACCAGGCCAUGGGGUUCCGGGGUUGGCAUGGCCCUUCCUGCCCUGAGCUCCUUGGGGGUUAAAUUUGGAGGGAAGCAAGAGGAGGCAGGCAGGGCAGGCCUCCCAGAGGAAUGCAGAGGCCCCUGGGGCAGCUGUGAGGGGGAACAACAUCUCCAAAAUGAUGCAUUCCAGCAGAGUUUUCAAAAGGUGGAGGCUGAGGUAUGGGCUCUCCAUGCUGACAAAGUUCCUGGCAGCGGCCUUCCUGCCCCACAGUCUUCUGGCCUUAGCUCCCCUGCUGCCACCAGCUCCUUCCACCCCCACCACACAUACCCUGGAGGAGCCUAAGGCUUUCCACGGAAGAAGAAAGAAAAAGAAAAAGAAAAAGAAAAAGAAAAAGAAAAAGAAAAAGAAAAAGAAAAAGAAAAAGAAAAAGAAAAAGAAAAAGAAAAAGAAACCUGUUUUCUCUUUCUCUCUAGAAAAGGGUACACUGCCGUAUUGAAACGCACAGUGCUUCCAUCGCUACCAAGGCUCGAGACAUACUUGCCCAUCAGCCCUCAAUGUUGUCCUUCCACACCUGAUCCAAGGUCAUCCACUGUAGGGAGCCCCAGACCCAGUGCUAGUAAGCCAACAGCCUCAUUCUUUGUGAGGGAUAAAGCUGGCUGCACCACUGCAAGGAGAGGGAAGCAACUCGUCUGCUGCACAGAAAGACUCCACUGGGAUCAGUGCUGUGUUUCAGCCUGAGCCAUUCUCCCAGGGCAUCUUCCCGACAAAUCUGCCUGCCUUCAUGCUGUGUGUUCAGGCAGAGGGUGGCUGUGUUGCAAAGUGGUCAGCAUUGUACAGCACAAGCAAAUACACUGCAAUCCAUAAGCCUAGCCCAUGGGAACUAACGUGGAAUAGAUGAGCACUGGCUUUUCUUCCAGGGACUGUAUUUAUAAUAGUCAAUUCAAGUAAGCACACACAUUUUGGCCUUGUAGCAUGACAUCAGUUGCGAGCCCCUUCAUUCCUAAAUAGGCACGGGCUGCAAAGCUCACAAGAACUAUGACAAAUUGGGCUGGUACCUAAUUGCAGCAUCAGGGUGUGUGAGGCAGUGCAGCAUUACACCUCCAUUCUAAUAGAAAGUUCAAGUUAAUCAUCUGUUCGCUUAGGAGUAUCCCUAGCCUAAAACCCACUGAGAAUAAACAUGAGCACAGAACUUGAGCGGUACCUUGCUGCUUUACACUCACCGAAACCACGGCAUGUCAGAGCCCAAAACAAAUGCCUGUAAGUUGCUUGGCUGUGAUUCCUGUCCGCAGGAGCUCAUAAUCACAGCGCGUGCUCAUGCGUACAGAGUCUGGAGCGAGGCCAAGUGCAGCUUCAUCGUUCAGUGUCUGAACGUCUUCAGCAGGGUUUUGCCUGCUGUCUGUGCAUGCAUUGUUCUUCCCACAGCUGAUUUUAUCCUUUGGCAUAGGAAGGAAAUGUACUUUGCAUGGCUGUGAAGGUCAGGGGUGUCAGUGCGGCAGCUCAGCAAGAAGGCUGCUUCCCCCGAGGUGAGGGCUCCUGCGAGCCCUGCGGUAAAACAUCCCACAGAUGUUAGCUCACAGAUAAAAACAUAGUGGCAAAAAAUGAGUGCACGACCCUUACAAAAGAAAGUCGGAAAAAGUCCUGAUCUGAGCGAAGUCACAGAUUCUUCCUUGCUUUGUUUUUGAAAGCUGAAAAUAGAUACUUCUAUACCAAAGUCGAUACUUGCAUUCCAGAAUACUUCUGUCCCACCAAAGGGUUUGUUUCCUAAAGCUCUCAGGGGCCUCAGCGUGGUCUGCAGGAAGAAAUGGCAGGCAUGAGCAAGGUCUGCACUGUGCUGGGUAGGAGCCUGCCUUCACGAGGCGCACUGCGCAUCCUUGGGUGAGGAGGAGAGAAGUGGUGCGAGGGCAAUGAAUGAUUCCCUUCUCCACAGUGCUUUGCCUGUGAACAUCACAGAUUCCUCCCAGGGAAAAGCAGUGGAGUUUAUGCUGCCAUCCAUCCAUCUACUUGCCAUUGCGUUUUCUUCUUCUCUCAAGCCAAAGAAAUGCGGAUCUGCUGUUCAGUACCAACUCUGCUGCUUAUUGUUUUAACAUUUGAAACAAAAGUGGUAACCACUGAAUCUAAGCCCAAGCAUCUCAGCUCGCUCAGUUUCCAGCAGUGCUCUGAAUGAAGCCAGUGGGCAGGAAGAAGAGGUGUCGAACAUCCAGCUCACCAGCUCAAGGAGCUGGGAAUUUGCAGCUUUGCACCUGGAAAUUCCUGGACUUCACGGAACAACGAGUCCCAUCCGAGUGCUGCUGCCUCUCGUCCUCCUGACCGCAACCACAACCUGAAGAAAUGGCCUUCCCCAGCAAAGCAGUGGGAGAACUCAGGGAGCUCUUUCAGGAGCAGCAGCUUAGAUCUUUGAGGAUACCCUCCAUGGCACACAGUCACUGCAUUAUGUGAGCUUCCUUUCCCAGCUGUCCUGGGGUUGGAGGAACCUGGCCUCACAUCUGUGGCUUUUCAGGUCUCUUCCUCUGAGCUCAAGUACUGACCCAAUCUUCUAGGUUUUGCUUGAGGAUUUCCACAAGCCGAUGCCAAAUAAGGGAAACAAAACCUCACACUGCUCUUUGUUCUUCGUUUCUGCACUGCAAAGAGUGAGGGAAGUUUCCAGUCCUGGGCUGGCUCCGUUGCUCUCAGAGCAGUGCUGUGCCACUGUCUCUCCCUUGCGUGGAGCUCGGUGCAGCCAGCAGUUUCCUUUCCAAGGCAAUCACACACUUAGGCUCAGGCUUUAGUUGAGCUGUGGGCUUAACCUCAUAGCUCCUAGAUUUUGAUGGAGUUCCUUAAGAGUCAGUUACUUUUGUUGUCAGCCACUGGUGGCUCAAGCUGAAACCUGCUCAGCACAGAAUACCUGCUGGGGCUGUCCUGCCCUCAGCUCCUCAUCCCCUGACCCAUCUGACACAGCACAGCACAGCAAUCCCCACACUCAGAGCUGCUUCUGGUCAUAGUCAUCAACAGUUCACAUUUCAGCUGCUGAUUUUUCUGCAAAGGGAACACAAAACAGCCUGGGGAUGUUUCUUCCCUCAGCCUCCCCAUGGAAGAGCAAGGCUCAGAGAGGCCAGAUAGAGGGGCUAGUUUGACAGACGGGAUUGUUUUCCCCUUGUGCCUCAGUGCUAUCCAUCACUUAGAAGCUCAGCAGGCAGUGAAGGCCUCCUGAGUGAUUUACUGCCGCUCCCCGUCCCCCAGCCCUGCUCUGUGCCGCUGCCUGCCUCCACCGAAAUCACUGACCACAGACACACUGAUCAUGAAAACGCCAACCGCCUGGGUUCACUCCCAUGAGUCCAGUGUUUAUCAGCAGCUCAGCUCCGGCUGAGGUGGCUGCACCAGGCGACAUGUGCCUGCCUGGAGGGGCUGCGGCUCACUGGAGGUGGUGUGCCACGUUCGGGCCUGUGAGCUGUCCUUGUUGCUAAGCAGAGUUCUUGCGAGGGAGCUGCUAGAAAAGGAGGGGAUUUUUUGGUUUCUAGCAGUUUGGUCACAGCCUGAUUCACAGUGCAUUCCUUAACAUCUGGGCCCUACCUCCCGAGUGCUUGGGAAGCGUUACAAGUCUGAGCA